CAAGGUUCUAAGUUAUUUAAGUUUCUCAAAAGUGAAACCUAAGUUCGUUACUAUUUAAGCCAUAUUGUGAUGGCUUUUUCGGAAGUCCAGUAUCCCGCACAGCACUGUGCUGUCGGCGGGCAACAGUUUCAGGGAAGUCUUCAAUAUUUUGGCUCAAUGGCCCCGAACUAUGCGGGGAUGAGUCAGCAGCACAAGCAAUGGCCGACCAACCAAGAUUUCAACGCGAACGAAAAUUACCAAUCUCACAACUUCAUGCAACAGAUUCAACCUCGGCCUUCGCCAAAUGGCCAAAACCAGAUGUGGAACGCCAACCAGCGGUGUGAUGCUAACGUGUACAACCCACACCAUUUGGCGCCAAUGAUCAAUAAUGCAUCUUACCCGCAACAGCACGGGUUUAACCGACAGAGGGUAAACAGCGCUGCUAGCGAUGGGUGUCCUACUCCUCAGCCCAACCACUGGAUGGCAGCACAGCAAAGCCCCACGAUGUGGUCACCAUCUGGAAUGAGUGAUCCGUCCAGAUCUCGCCAGCCAAGUCUCAGCGAUGGCGGCCAACUUACUCCGGACAACUUUUAUCAAACACAAAACCAUCAAUACCAGAUAAACCAGCAGCAGAGGAGUAACCAUCCGUAUCAACCAAACUAUCAUGUUGGUCCUCCUGGUGUGAGUGGUUCAUAUAUGAGGACGCUCUCACCAACUUCUUCCAACCCCAACUCGCCCCCAUUACUUCCAAUGCUGACGUCACACUCGAUGCAACCGAAUCCGAUUAUGAUGUCACACAGGCAACCAUCACAGCCAGUGAACAAUCAAAUCCAAACACCCAUUGGUCCAUCGACAUCAAAAGUUAGUGGGAGCGACUGGGAAUUGGAAUGCAUGGGAGUUAAAAUCAAACUGGCAAGCGCAGAAUUAUGGAAACACUUUGAGAAUGUCACAACUGAAAUGGUGAUCAGUAAACAUGGCAGGAGAAUGUUUCCGGUUCUGGAAUAUGACGUCAGCGGUUUGAAUCCAGGAAAACUUUAUAACUUCUUUGUUGAUUUUGUUCUGGCUAACGACUACGUAUGGAAAUACAUGGACCAGAAAUGGCAAGCUACCGGUUUAGCUUCAGCUGAGGAACCAGGAUUCCACCCUGGUCAACGUGUUUACAUUCACCACGAAUCCCCAGCACUUGGCGACUUCUGGAACAAAAAGGGAGCUGGGUUUGGGAAGAUGAAACUGAGCAAUCAUCUUCACGAUGAAAAGGAAAAGAUAAUCACACUCCGAACAUUACACAAAUACCAACCUCGCCUUCACAUCGUUGAAGUGGAUCACAGGAACCCAACUUUACAAUCCAAUCUUCGAACUUUCGUUCUUCCUAAAACAACCUUUAUGACUGUUACACUUUAUCAUGAUACAGAUGUUGCACAGUUGAAAAUCAAUUUGAAUCCUUUUGCGAGAUCAUUUAGAAGUUCGUGCCCAAAACCGGUCGACGCUGGAAAUUCAUCUUCCAACUCCUCUUCAAUGUCGCAAACGUCAUCACCACUGACGUCAUCAGAUGACGCCGACACGUCGGCCAUUCCAGAAUGGACCGAAACAGACCCAGUAGGCCACAAUCCGAGCCUGAUCGUUAAAAUUGAGAAUCCAGUCCAAGGCAUCGAUAUUGAAAAGGCGAAAAAGUUUUUAAAUAAACAACUUAGUGUGAUGUCACAAUUGGUACAAAAAAGCGAGGAGCUUGAACGCAACUCAUCCUUAAACAAAAACCAAGAAGCAAAACCUCGUCAAGUGAUCGAAAUACCAGACCCCAACAAUGACGAAGCACCCGGGGAGUCUUUGGAGGAGUUGUUGAAGCCACAAACAGUUCAUCAUUUCCCCCCACAGUCGUCAGAAAUAAAACCACUUUCUGAGAAUAAGAAAAAUCCCACCAGUACAGCAACUUCGUUGGCGGAUUACCAACUGCUCAAUGUAGAUAGAUGCUUUCCACCUAAUGCUGUAGCGCCACCAAGCGAAGCUUUGCCGUUCGACCCCAAUCAAUUAAGACAGCGCCACCAAAAAGAACAAGGACAAAGCGAGAACCUUCCAACUUUUUUCGAUUGUACAUACUACCGUGAACAAGCCGGUGCUUCAAAGAUUAAUCUUGAAACCAAACAAGACCCCUCCUCCACAAAUACGCCUCAUCUUCCAGUUAUUUACGUUCCUUCCUCAACCAACCACCAACCUACUUCAAAUGACGUCAUUACAGUUGCGUCACCGUCUCAGGCGCCAACUAUUACGUCACAAUCCACACCUAUAACCCACGCUUCCCCCACUCGAAGUGAGGGCACGUUGUUUCCUACUUUACCUACAUUAUCACCGAACUGCCUCCGAGACAUGCUGCUCGGUGAAGUCUCGGCAGAAAAUUUCGCGUCGUCAUCAUCGAAACGAAAGCAUCAUGACGAUGAGGAUGAAGACGAUGAUGACGUCUUCUUUAACUCACCUGGUGAUUUUGAUUUUCUUUCUGCACAGCCAAAUAAGCGUGGUUGUUAUUAUGGUGCUUAAAUCGCUAACGUUUAACAGCUACUUUCAAUCGUACCUAAAGUUCAAACUGUGCCUUUUACUUCUUGUUGCUUGUUUCAUUUUAACAAGAUAUGUAUUUUUUGAAAUGUGAUUUUAUUUCCGCGUCAAAUAAACCCAGUAUAAUAAUACAUC
Ciona intestinalis (vase tunicate) is the source of this 2658-nucleotide messenger RNA. NCBI's taxonomy places the organism in Eukaryota, Metazoa, Chordata, Ascidiacea, Phlebobranchia, Cionidae. The record is from RefSeq.